AUGUCUGCUACAGAAGAACUCAGUGGUAUUCUUACUAGAAGACAAGAGAUCAACGAAAAGCUUGAAGAGGGCCUAGAGGUUAAACCGAAAUAUAAGUUCGUAAACGUUUAUACCGAAUUUCACGAGUUCUCCAGGAAGGAAAUAAAACAAUACGAGGAGACCUUCAACAAAUUUGAUGAGGGGCGAGAUGGAUAUCUGGACUUGACAGAAGUUAAGCGAAUGAUGGAGCGGCUGGGAGCACCACAGACCCAUCUUGGACUGAAAGCUAUGAUCUCAGAGGUUGAUGAAGAUGGAGACAACAAAAUCAGUUUUCGAGAAUUCUUACUCAUUUACAGGAAAGCUCGUGCUGGAGAACUUGAAACUGAUUCCGGUCUAGACGCAUUCGCCAGGCUGACUGAAAUAAACGUAGAUCAAGUAGGAGUAAACGGUGCUAAAAACUUUUUUGAGGCAAAAAUUGAGGAACUAGCCAAAAGUAAUAAAUUCCACAACGAAAUUAUUCAAGAGCAAGAAGAGAAACGUCGGGAAGCCGAAGAAAAAGCUCAAAGGAUGCAGAGGUUCAAAGAGAAAGCAGCUUUAUUCCAACAUUGA
Molecule: messenger RNA, 588 nt
Organism: Arctia plantaginis
Lineage: Eukaryota; Metazoa; Arthropoda; Insecta; Lepidoptera; Erebidae
Source: the annotation of a GenBank genome assembly